This is a messenger RNA of Vicia faba (fava bean), 477 nucleotides long. NCBI's taxonomy places the organism in Eukaryota, Viridiplantae, Streptophyta, Magnoliopsida, Fabales, Fabaceae. The record is from the annotation of a GenBank genome assembly.
AUGGAAACUUCAAGGAAAAGAGCCACUCAUCAACAUCAUAGGUCAUCAUCACCAACGUUUGAACAACAACGAGAACAUGCAUUGAAAGGUAACAUGUCAAUGUUUUCAGAAACCAAAUGUUGUUACUAUUUAUUGGAGACUGUGCCUUUGCCAGGACCUACAUGGUCUUCAUCUGAACCUUCUGUAUUGGCUGAUCCACCACCAUCUUCAUCAUCAUCAUCAUUCAUUGAAGCUUCUGUGGGAUCAGAGAUGGGAGAGAACAACCAAGGUUCUUUGUAUACUUGGUGGAUUGGGUUUCUUGAAGGUUUAGAUGGAAAAAAGACCAUUGAAAAGAAUGAGGUUGUGAUGGAACAUUCUAAAGGGGCUACUAGCUUUGAAUCGAAAUUUGUGGAUGCUAUUGAUGUUGGUUGUUGUGAUGAUUGGUUGAUUGUUCCAACAAUGGAGAUGGAUUUGGGAGAGAUAGUUGUUGUUCCAUAG